Molecule: messenger RNA, 2170 nt
Organism: Tuber aestivum (summer truffle)
Lineage: Eukaryota; Fungi; Ascomycota; Pezizomycetes; Pezizales; Tuberaceae
Source: the annotation of a GenBank genome assembly
AUGAUACGAGUGCAAGUUCUCCCUCUAUCACAGGUCUCCAAAAUUUCAGGAGCCCAUCCGGUACCAUACAGGGCAUUGGAAGAGAGUCAUCGAGUCCAACUUGCAGUUUGCACUUUCAAAAUUGUUCCUUAAAAUGUAAGGAAGCCUUCAUUCCGCCCCUCACUUCACGCUACGCCGCCAAGCAGGUUUACAAGUAUCAUACACAGAGAUUGUACUAGUACUUCCCUCUUUCCCCUUUUCAGGAAUAGUCCUUUCAAGUACGAGUAUCAUACUACCACAGGAAUACUAGUACUUGUAGUAGUCCAGCAGGAUGCAAGUAGAAUUGUAGGAAGGAAACAGGAGGGUAAGGCACAUUCAGACUCCACACGAACCCGAACACCCGUACCUUCCACACACCCAGUUCUCUCCUACAUGAUAUAAGGAUUGGGGGCUGCGACAGAAUCCAUUACACUUCAGCGAAGUGUGAUACCCCGUUAAGAGCGCGAGAUCCGGGACAAAUCCAGUGUAAUCUUGAAGGGGGAGGGCAAAAGAAACCAAAGGAAAGGAAAGGAAAGGAAGAGAAAAUCGGGGUACCGGUAUAGUAUACACAGGGUGGGUUAAAAUAUUAUGCAGGAACUCGCGACUCUUGGAUCCCCUGAUUGUUGGUGAUCUUCUUUUCUUCAUCUUCCGAUACCGUAGGUGGACACGACACGGCCGGAUUGAACCCAUUCCAAGGUGGACGGACAGACAUAAAUACCCGAGUACUUGCCCAUCUCGCGCUCCGUUUCGUGAUUGCUUGAUACUGCUCCCGAGGUUCAGUUUUUUUUUUCUUUUCACGUUGCUGACCGUUUCUUUGCUCCCGUUCCGCUCUCCGGGGAAGACCCAAUCAAUAGGAUCACGGUAUCAUACCCUGUGCCCAGCACAACGCCGUGUCCUGGUUGCCAACCACAGCGAUCGAUUCCUCAACAAAUUUUUAUUGCAAAACUCCGCUGUUAUCGAAACUUAUCUACUAACUUACCGGUACCGAUUCUGCACCGCCCGCCGUACGCGUAUCCUACCCACCACCACAUUCACCACCACCUCUAACCACCACCACCACCACCACCUUACGCCAACCUAUCACUACCCACCUCCCCACCCUCCCCCUCCACCAAAAACAUAACGAACCGUUCUACAAAGGAUCAAAAUUAAAAAAAUCGCAUACCGACCCGCCAAAAUGAGCAACGACCCCGCAAUCUUCGGCUUCACGGACAGCAACAUCAACACCCUACUCACACGGAACAAGAAUUGGGCGCAGCGCACCAGUGCCCUUAGGCCUGGCCUCUUCCCCUCGCUGGCGGACUCGCAGCACCCCCAAAUCCUCUGGAUCGGAUGCAGCGACAGUCGUGUCCCCGAGACCACAGUGCUCAACCUGAUGCCCGGAGAGAUCUUCACACAUAGGAAUAUCGCAAACCUACUGCCCAGCGGGGACUUGAGUUCGUUGAGCGUUAUCCAGUAUGCUGUCGAAGUUUUGAAGGUUUGUACCCCUCCCACCCCCCUCCGUACUUCCUCAUUACCGUGCAUUUGAACUGAUGAGACAUGCUAGGUUAAACAUGUAAUUGUCUGCGGACACUACGGGUGCGGCGGCGUUAUGGCUGCUCUUGGUAAUAAGAAGUACGGACUUGUGGACCAUUGGCUGCAGCACCUGCGCGACGUGCGCGCUGCGAACAAAGCCGAAUUGGCCUCGAUUAGCGAUCCGGCAAAGAGGGUUGAGAGGUUGGUCGAGCUGAACGUUCUUGCCCAGAUCAAUAACUUGAAGAGGCAUGCGAAUGUUCAGGAGGCGAUUAGGGAUAGGGGAUUGGAGGUGCACGGAUUUGUUUACGAUGUUUCCAAUGGCCUGUGCCAAGUUCUGGACGUGCCAAAGGAUCCCGAGGAGGUGGAAUAUGGCUUGGAGUAGUGCACUGGGUGCCCGCGAACUGAACUGAAUGGAUUGAGGGGAAUUGCCAUAACAGGGCUAUUAGGGGGUGACUAGGAGAGCAGUUCUUUGGCUUCGAAGGUGUAUUUUGCUUGAACCUUUCUCCUUAUCAUGUUUAUGGGGAUGUGAAUACGAAAUACCCCAUAGGAGCUACUAUUAUUUAGAGCCGGCGCACAAAUGAGCUAAUUUUACGAUAGAAAUAAAGUCAGUGGUGGGGGGGGCACAAUUGAUCACCCA